This is a messenger RNA of Corvus hawaiiensis (hawaiian crow), 2225 nucleotides long. It is a transcript of the gene TRMT2B, whose product is annotated as tRNA methyltransferase 2 homolog B. The record is from RefSeq and is a predicted model, not a curated record. Lineage: Eukaryota; Metazoa; Chordata; Aves; Passeriformes; Corvidae. Gene Ontology annotation, molecular function: RNA methyltransferase activity. Gene Ontology annotation, biological process: RNA processing.
AUGGGCGUGGCCAUGCGACGCGGGGCCCGCCCACGGGGCGUGGCCAAACACGGCGAGCACCGCUCCGGGCACGCAGCUGGCCUAAACUGUGUUGCGCCCCCUUGCGGACGGGAGGACCUGCGCUCCUGCUCCUGCUCCGGCCCCACCGGGACGAGACGGGACGGGACCGGGACCGGGACCGGGACCAGGCAGGGAGCGUGCCAGGCUCUGGAGCUGUUGGGGCGCUGCUUCCGGGUUGCGGGGGGCCGGCCCCGCCGCUCCCGGUGCUCCCGUCGCUUCCCUGAAACCCCGUCCCAGUUAAACCGGGGCUUCUUUCCUUUUAUCUUUGGCUUCGCCUCUUUACUGACUGCUUCCCUCGCGGCAGAGCAGAGCCGCAGCCUCAGAGGCUCCACACUCGCUUCGCAGCUCUGGGGUAACCAGCCCGCGUCUCAUGCACACACUUUCAUCCCCCUUAUCCCCCCAAAAAGAGAAAGAAAUAUUGUCUGUGUGAAAGCCAACCAUGUGGAGAACAUACUCUCAAAACAUAAACAAGUAGCCCAGUGCUAUGAGGAGUUCAUCUGUCGCUCCCCCCUGGACUCCUGCAUCCUCUUCCAUGAAGGAGGACACUGGCGGGAGCUUGUGGUUCGCACCACCAGCUGUGGCCACACCAUGGCCAUCAUCACCUUCCACCCCCAGGAGCUGGGCCAGGAGGCACUGGCUACUCAGAAAGCAUUGCUGAAGGAGUUCUUCAUGUGUGGGCCUGGAGCAGUCUGUGCCUUGACUUCACUUUAUUUCCAAGAGAGCACCAUGACACGCUGCUCCCACGAGCAGUCCCUCCAGCUCCUCCAUGGAGCACCGCACAUCUUUGAAGAACUGCUUGGCCUGAAGUUCCACAUCUCUCCAGAUGCCUUUUUCCAGGUCAACACGGCUGGAGCAGAAGUUCUGUACCAGGCAGUCGGGGAGCUCUGCCAGGCUACUGGGAACACCGUCCUCCUUGACAUCUGCUGGGGAACAGGUACAAUUGCUCUCUCUCUGGCUCACCGAGUGUCCAAGGUUAUUGGUGUUGAGGUGGUGGAGAAGGCAAUAGAGGAUGCUGAGUGGAAUGCAGCAUUCAAUGGUGAGAUCUCAAACUGCGAGUUUCACAGUGGAAAGGCAGAGGCUGUGUUGCCACAACUCCUGGGAUCGUGGGAGGAUGCCCAAACGCUUGUUGCUGUGGUGAACCCCUCUCGGUCUGGCCUACAUGACAGGGUUGUACGAGCCAUCCAGAACUGCAGGUCCAUCUGCAGGCUGCUCUACAUCUCCCGCAAGCCAGAGGGCGAAGCCAUGAGGAACUUCCUCGAGCUGUGCUGCCCACCUGACCCACGGAAGAAGCUGGCAGGGGAACCAUUUGCCCCCGUGUUGGCUGUUCCUUUUGACAUGUUUCCUCACACUGUGCAUUGUGAGCUGGUGCUGCUGUUCACCCGCUGACAAGGAGGCGAGUAUGAGCUCUGAGAGCCUGGGAAGCAACCUCCCGCUGUCCUGAAGAGCCAGUGUAGUUAGGAUUUUAACUUAUUUCCUGGAAAGUUGUAUAAAAAUAAAAAAAUUUGGUUUUUCUCUUACUUUGGGUUGCCUAGCAACACUGUUCUGUAAAGAACUACUUGGAUUUCUGGGGUGAAAAGGUUCUCUGUAGCAUUUCAUCACCCUUCCUUCCCCUGCAAACCUUGGGCUGCUGGUUAAAGCAGCCUGGAAAAUACUCUCCCUGUGUUGAGGAAUAUGCUCAGGGCCAGUAGCUCGGUGUUCCAGCUGCAAAUUGUGCCCUGGAUAGUGGGAAAUCGCUGGAGCCCCAGGCAAGGAGCCGUGAAUGGGCGCUGACCUUGUGCCUAACAAAGGACACGGGACUUCAGCGCUGGCUGGGGGUGGGUGCCUUCUGCACAAACCAAUGAACAGUGAGAAGACACCAGACUCUAAUUCUCCACUGGUCAGAACUGUUGUGCAAGGGGUGGGAGAUUUAGGAUGGAAGAGUAUGAAAGCCCAGGGAUUCCUUUGUUGGGAUCCCUGCCCGGAGGAGGCACCAGCUUCGGCAAUGAGAUUUUUCUAUAAAAUGAAAUGAAGAGAACAGUGUCUCUCUUUCCACACCUGUCUCCCCCUUCUCCACUAAUGAUUGCUGAUGCCUAAAUAUGAAGUGCCCUGUGAAAAUGUCAGCUGCAAUAUUUUUCCUCUUCAGGAUGUUCUGCAAUAGCUAAUUAAAGUUUUUCUUCUGUUUUGUA